AUGCAGGUGACGCGUUGUUUAUGUGGUUCAGAAAUUGCCAAAGAAAUUCGCUUAGUAGUACGAAUUAGCGGUGACCAUCUAUCGUUGGAAGGAUUACGGCGAGCGUUGUAUAAUUUCUUAUUUGCUCGAGCUAACAACGGGAAAUUUAUUCUGCAAUUGGGUCUGAACAAACACGGAAGACAGCCACGUGCCAAAAAAAUUGAGGCGCUUUUGGAUCGGUUUGGGCUGGAGCGCGAUGAAGGACCUGGAACAGGAGGACCGUAUGCUCCCUACUCGGUCGCUAAACGUCUGAAAAUAUAUGCUGAUGUGGUGGAACGGUUGAUUGAUACUGGUUUGGCAUACCGAUGCUUCUGCUGCACUGAGACAUGGAAAGAAGUGGAUCCAGUGAAGAAAGAACCAGCAAAACUACUUCCUUGUUCAAGGGAAUGUUUCACGAAAACUCGCAGUGAAUCCAGAAGUAUGGCAUUGGAUGGACUGUUACAUGUUGUUCGUCUAAGAAUACCUAAUCGAGCAUACCUGUAUCAGGAUGUAGUGCAUGGCCAGUUAUCUAAACAUCUACCCGCUAUGGAUCAGCUGUUGCUGAGGCCAGAUUUCAUGCCAACAUCAUUUUUCGCAGAUACUGUUGAUAAUUAUACCCUUUGUGCCAGUCAUCACGUUGCUUCCUCGUCUCGUGAUUUCUUUCAUCUUCCUAUCUGUGAUGCGUUGCAGUGGUAUUUGCCAACAUUUAUAAAUAUUGGAAGCUUACGGCUUCGCAGUGGUUCACGAUUAUUAACGUAUAAUAAUGCUCGAAAUUAUGUUAGGACAUACAGUUCAGUUCACGAUUUAUCAAUUUUAAACUUUUUGCUAUCUGGUCGUGGCUUACGGAAGAGCUCCGAUCGAAAUGGUCGUUUGUACAGUAUCGAUGAAAUGAUUGCUCAAUUUGAUAUUAGCACUAUUACCAGUAAUGCAUUAAUGAUAAAUACGUACAAAUUAAUGAAACCGGAACGGCAGGAAACAUUGCUAGAACAACAACUUGAAUUGGAUGAAGAGGUGCGUCUCUUCGAUAUGUUUGAUAAAAACUUAUUUGAAGAUAUGAAAUUCACGGAUUCGUUAUCUAAAAGUUGA
Cercopithifilaria johnstoni is the source of this 1104-nucleotide messenger RNA. Lineage: Eukaryota; Metazoa; Nematoda; Chromadorea; Rhabditida; Onchocercidae. The record is from the annotation of a GenBank genome assembly.